AUGGCCGUCGAUAUCCUGACCAAGAUUACCUCCGCCUUCGGGCAUAACUUCAAGAACGAUGUCAAUCGGUUCGACGAGCUCGUGUUGGGGUUGAAAGAAGCGCUUGGCCCAUCUUCGGGAUUGGAUUCGGCUGACGUCGACGUCAAAGAGUUGAUGAAGUUGAUGGAAGAAUAUAACACAACGGAAAGCGAAUGGAUCCAGUUUGCAUUCGCCGAGAAGAGCAUGGGAUACACACGCAACCUCGUUGACGAAGGCAACGGCAAGAGUAACCUGCUUGUGCUUGUCUGGACACCCGGCAAGGGCAGCCCUAUCCACGAUCACGGCAAGGCGCAUUGCCUGAUGAAGAUUCUCAAAGGCGAUCUGACCGAGAUCCGCUAUGCCUUCCCGGAAGGCAACAAAGAGCAACCCAUGCAAAUAAUCUCUGAAAGAACACACAAGGAGAACGCGGUGGCGUACAUGGCAGACGAACUCGGCGUCCACCGAGUUUGCAACAAGGGCAGCGACUUCGCUGUCUCUCUUCACCUCUACACCCCUCCUAACGUCGCCAAGGGUGGUUGCAAUAUCUUCAAUGAGAAGACCAAUCUCUCAGCCACAGACUGGUGGAUCGCAAGCCACAUACUGAGCCACACACUGUUCCAACGAGUGCAAGAGAAUCCCUGCGUCGAUCCCACCUUCCAAGCCGGCUUCGCGAGAGACGCGUCUACCGCGUUAGGUCCCAUCUGGAGAGGUCCCAUUAGUACCCAUCCGGCCCCAGAACCCGGGGCUCGGACGUUGAGGAUGCCACCCAAGAAGCGAAGUAUCGCUGUCAUCGACCUUGUUAGUAGCGAUGGCGACGACGGAUCUGCGCCACGACCCAGCAAGAGGGCGGCUGGCAGUCGCUCGGUUUCUGGUCAAGCCAGCGGCAGAGUGUACGGAAGUGCACCAAUAAACACUCAGCGCCACGUGAGCUUGGGUGCUGUUCCUGGCUCUUCGUCUCAGUAUGCCGAGUAUGAUGACAACCUCAUCGACUUGACUCAAGCCCCGGAUGGCCCACCAAGAGAACUUUAUGGAUUUCUCGAUAACAAAAUCGUCGGCGUUCGCUACUAUAAUGGAUAUGCCUCACCAGGCGAGGUGGUUGUGUGCCUGAGAGAACCCAACAAUCAGUACGAUAGCAAUGCCAUUCGAGUGUGUAACGUCAUGGGCACCCAGAUCGGCCAUCUGCCACGUAAAGUGGUUGAGAAGCUGGCGCCAUACGUUGACGGGGAUGAGAUCGCGAUAGAAGCUGUCCUCACCGGAGAGAAGGGCAUGUUCGACUGUCCCGUUCGUCUGCAACUAUAUGGAACGAGCAACCAAGUCGACCGGUUGGCAUUGGAGGACAAGCUGAAGAAGGACAAACUCUUGAAGGCAAGGGAACUCAAGCAGACGAGAGCUGAGGCCGAAGCGCAGAGAAAGAUGCUGGGUAUCAAAGGCAGCCAAUCAACAAUUGGUCUGAACGCUCCUGCUGAACCAGAGGUGUCUCUUGAGGACCUGGCACAAGCCAGUCAAGCAAUUUCAAGCCAUCUACGUGGUGAUGCUGUCAAAUCGUUGGUAAUGGACGAGGAGUUUUUGUCCAAAAUGCCCAUGGCAGAGCAACCUGCCGUUCUCGAGUCGACACUGCUGCCAUACCAAUUACAGGGUCUGGCAUGGAUGACGUCUAAAGAGAGCCCCCAGAUGCCUCCUCAAGGCUCUCAGGAGAGUGUCCAACUGUGGAAAUGGCACCCCAAGAGCCGAAAUUUGUAUCACAAUAUGGCCACGAACUUCGUAGUACAGAGUGCACCUAAGCUGCUUUCGGGUGGCGUACUAGCAGAUGAUAUGGGUCUUGGCAAGACGUUACAAGUGAUCAGCUUGAUCUUGACUGGGGGGGCUGGUCCGACCCUAAUUGUUGCUCCGUUGAGCGUCAUGAGUAACUGGGAUCAACAGAUCCGCAGACAUGUCAAACAAGAGCACCUACCCAAGAUCUUCACCUAUCAUGGAAACAACAAGGCCACUAAAAACGAGCUGGCCAAGUACCAGGUCGUCAUCACCAGCUACAAUAAGCUUGCCCAGGAGGGUGGCCAGGAAAAGGCCACCACACCUUUGCCACCCCUCAUGGCCACAAAUUGGAGACGUGUUGUUCUUGACGAAGGUCACACGAUCCGAAAUGCGAAAACCAAGGCCGCCAUAGCUUCUCGAAAGCUCAAUGCUCAGUCCAGAUGGGUCCUCACAGGAACUCCAAUUAUCAAUAACAUCAGGGACUUCCAGUCCUUGCUUCAAUUCCUUGGCAUCAAUGGAGGUGUCGAGCAACCUGCUAUUUUCACCAGUGUCAUUGCACGGCCACUUACCCAAGGGGACGAGACUGCCGAGACUCUCCUGCAGCUAUUGAUGCGAGACCUCUGCCUGCGACGCAAGAAAGACAUGAAGUUCGUUGACCUGAAGCUGCCUGCCAAGAAGGAAUACAUCCAUCGCAUUGCCUUCAGACCAGACGAGAAAAACAAAUACGAGGCAUUGCUGUCCGAAGCACAAAUUGCCCUCGAGAAAUUCCAAAACAACACGGGCGGGAAGGGUCAGUUUCAAAGCGUACUUGAACGCCUACUUCGUCUGCGCCAAGUAUGCAAUCACUGGACGUUAUGCCGCAAAAGGAUCGCCAAUCUUCUUGAGGCCCUCGAGGGCCAGUCUGUUGUUGUGCUCAACUCGGAAAACACCAAGAUCCUCCAAGAGGCGCUCCGUCUUUUUAUUGAAACCCAAGAAGACUGUGCCGUUUGCCUCGACACUCUGAGCAGCCCUGUUAUCACCCACUGCAAGCAUGUCUUCUGCCGCGGUUGCAUUUCCAAGGUGAUUCAGACGCAGCACAAGUGCCCCAUGUGUCGUAAUCAGCUCGACGAAGACGCGCUUCUCGAGCCCGCCCCUGAGGGCGGCGAAGAGGAAGACGAAAAUUUCGAUGCCGACGCGAAGAGUUCCAAGACGGAGGCCCUCCUAAAGAUUCUACAGGCUACAACCAAGGACCCCAAGUCCAAGGUCAUCAUCUUCUCACAAUGGACGUCUUUCUUGACUAUUAUUCAGAACCAACUUGUCGAGGCCGGCUACAAGUUCACCCGCAUCGACGGCUCCAUGACGGCGCCGAAACGAGACGCCGCCAUCCACGCCUUGGAUUACGAUCCGGACACGCGCGUGAUGCUCGCGAGUCUGGCCGUCUGCAGCGUCGGCCUCAACCUCGUGUCGGCGGAUACGGUGAUUCUCGCAGACAGCUGGUGGGCGCCGGCCAUCGAGGACCAGGCGGUCGACCGCGUGCACCGCCUGGGCCAGAAGCGGCCUACGACUGUGUGGCGUCUUGUCAUGGAGGGAACUGUCGAGGAGCGCGUGCUGGAUAUCCAACUAGAGAAGCGGACGCUGGUCGGCAAAGCGUUCCAGGAGAAGAACAAGGGAAAGAAAACCCAGGAGACUCGCAUGGCGGAUCUGAAGAAACUGCUUGGUUAA
Molecule: messenger RNA, 3471 nt
Organism: Colletotrichum orchidophilum
Lineage: Eukaryota; Fungi; Ascomycota; Sordariomycetes; Glomerellales; Glomerellaceae
Product: SNF2 family domain-containing protein
Exons: 12
Coding region: 1-3471 (1156 amino acids)
Molecular function (GO): iron ion binding; oxidoreductase activity, acting on single donors with incorporation of molecular oxygen, incorporation of two atoms of oxygen; hydrolase activity, acting on acid anhydrides, in phosphorus-containing anhydrides
Source: RefSeq, a predicted model, not a curated record